Molecule: messenger RNA, 1718 nt
Organism: Trematomus bernacchii (emerald rockcod)
Lineage: Eukaryota; Metazoa; Chordata; Actinopteri; Perciformes; Nototheniidae
Exons: 2
Coding region: 108-1676 (522 amino acids)
Molecular function (GO): neuropeptide hormone activity
Source: RefSeq, a predicted model, not a curated record
UAGAGCAAACCUGUUAGAGCAAAUCUAUUGAUAUUAAGAAAUAGAAGAUAACUUAACUGGAGCUGACCCAAAAUAUCUUACAACUGAGCAAUUAUCUUUCAGUCAGCAUGCCUCUUCAUUCUCCUCAGAACCUUUUUGAUCAAAUAACCAGAGCUGUGAGUACUUUCCUGGUGAUAGUUUUUUUUUUCACCCUGCAGUACAUACUAGACAUGGAUUUUGUGUGCUCAUGCAGCCACACUACAAGUAUCCAUUGUAACGGUGUACUGUACAUGGUGGCGCCUCCUGUGAUCCUCACCUGGGCUGUCAACAAGAUUCAGUCUCUCCAACCAAUGCAGAUUUUUUCAAGAAAGCAAAGACUUAUAUACAACAAGUACUGCAGAUGUUGUGUUAGGCUGCUGUUCAGCUUUUUCAGUCUGAAUGGUGUAUGGGCAGCUGCUGUUCUGGUUGAUGGAGAUUGGUACUUUUGCCUGAUGACAAACCGCAAUGAAUCUCAGGUUGGAAUUCCUUGCAAAGAAAAGCUGGACUACGACGAGAGACGAAUUGAGGCCCAUUAUAAGUCUCAAUCCAUGGAUUAUGGAUAUUAUGUAUUCUUCGGUGUCAUUCUUUUUUGGAUUAUUGUUGAAUUCAUGACAAUUCAUUGUGGAAGAAAGAAGAUGGAUUGCUGCUGUGGCCUCUUCAAGCUGUGUAACACACCUUUCUACAAAAUGGUUUAUAAAUAUCGUCUGAAAGAGCAAGUCAAUAGCUAUUUACGAAAAGAGCUAAACAAGAUAGCAAAAGAACAAGCAGAAGCAAUCUGUAAGCCCCUCAUUGAAAAAAUUCACCUUGAAGAGAGUGAAUCUAAUAGAACAAGUAAUGACAAUGUAAGCAUCAACAUCACAGAAUCAGAAGCCUGGUGGACCAUAUCAAAAUGCUAUUUGGACUCGAUGGAACCUGAGGAACAACCGGAUUUAGAAGCAAGACCACAGACGACAAACCAGGAACAAUCAUCAGGAAGCACGAAGUUGGCUGGCCCCUCAAACCAGGAACAAUCAUCAGGAAGCACAGAGUUGAAUGGCUCCUCAAACCAGGAACAAUCAUCAGGAAGCACAGAGUUGAAUGGCUCCUCAAACCAGGAACAAUCAUCAGGAAGCACGGAGUUGGCUGGCCCCUCAAACCAGGAACAAUCAUCAGGAAGCACAGAGUUGAAUGGCUCCUCAAACCAGGAACAAUCAUCAGGAAGCACGGAGUUGGUUGGCCCCUCAAACCAGGAACAAUCACCAGGAAGCACAGAGUUGGCUGGCUCCUUAAAACAGGAACAAUCAUCAGGAAGCACAGAGUUGAAUGGCUCCUCAAACCAGGAACAAUCAUCAGGAAGCACAGAGUUGAAUGGCUCCUCAAACCAGGAACAAUCACCACGAAGCAAAGAGUUGGCUGGCCCCUCUAACCAGGAACAAUCAUCAGGAAGCAGAGAGUUGGUUGACCCCUCAAACCAGGAACAAUCAUCAGGAAGCACAGAGUUGAAUGGCUCCUCAAACCAGGAACAAUCACCACGAAGCAAAGAGUUGGUUGACCCCUCAAACCAGGAACAAUCAUCAGGAAGCACAGAGUUGAAUGGCUCCUCAAACCAGGAACAAUCACCAGGAAGCAAAGAGUUGGCUGAUCAAGUAGCUUCAAUAUCAGGAAAGGAAAUCAACUAAGUACAUUUCCUUGUGUGUACAAUGUUGAGGUACUUCAGGUAG